Molecule: messenger RNA, 2536 nt
Organism: Tinamus guttatus (white-throated tinamou)
Lineage: Eukaryota; Metazoa; Chordata; Aves; Tinamiformes; Tinamidae
Source: RefSeq, a predicted model, not a curated record
AUGAAGAAGAAGCAGUGGCUGGGCCUGAAGGAGGAUAGUGGCAGUGACAGGAGCUGCUCUGCAACUUGCAAAAUCGGAUACUACAAGGCACUCUCGACAGAUGUUGCUUGUGCCAAGUGCCCGCCUCACAGCUACUCCAUCUGGGAAGGCUCUACCUCCUGCACCUGCGAUCGGGGCUUUUUCCGAGCUGAAAACGAUGCUGCCUCCAUGCCCUGCACCCGCCCUCCCUCUGCUCCCCAGAACCUGAUUUCCAACGUCAACGAGACCUCGGUGAACCUGGAGUGGAGCCCCCCGCAGAACAGGGGUGGCCGGGACGACGUCUCCUACAACGUGGUGUGCAAGAGGUGCGGGGCAGGGGACCCGGGGCGCUGCCGGUCCUGCGGCAGCGGGGUGCACUUCAGCCCCCAGCAGAACGGCCUCAGGGCCACCAAGGUGUCCAUCACGGACCUGCUGGCGCACACCAACUACACCUUCGAAGUGUGGGCGGUGAACGGAGUGUCCAAGCAGAACCCCAGCCAGGAGCAAGCCGUCUCCGUCACCGUGACCACCAACCAAGCAGCUCCAUCCCCAAUUGCUUUGAUCCAGGCUAAAGAGAUAACAAGACACAGCGUUGCCUUGGCCUGGCUGGAGCCGGACAGGCCAAACGGAGUUAUCCUGGAAUACGAAGUCAAAUACUAUGAAAAGGACCAAAACGAGCGCAGCUAUCGCAUCGUGAAGACGGCCUCCAGGAACACGGACAUCAAAGGCCUCAACCCCCUGACCUCGUAUGUGUUUCACGUGCGGGCCAGGACGGCAGCAGGAUACGGAGACUUCAGCGGGCCGUUCGAGUUCACCACCAACACAGUGCCUUCCCCCAUCAUUGGCGAUGGUACCAAUCCCACAGUGCUUCUAGUUUCAGUGGCUGGCAGUGUUGUUCUUGUGGUCAUUCUCAUUGCAGCCUUUGUCAUCAGCAGGAGACGCAGUAAGUACAGUAAGGCUAAGCAGGAGGCCGACGAGGAGAAACACUUGAACCAAGGUGUUAGAACAUAUGUGGAUCCUUUUACAUAUGAGGAUCCAAACCAAGCUGUGAGGGAAUUUGCCAAGGAAAUCGAUGCCUCCUGCAUAAAGAUUGAAAAAGUUAUUGGUGUGGGGGAAUUUGGUGAAGUUUGUAGUGGACGUCUCAAAGUACCAGGAAAAAGAGAGAUCUGCGUUGCUAUCAAGACUCUAAAAGCUGGUUACACCGAUAAACAAAGAAGAGACUUUCUGAGUGAGGCCAGCAUCAUGGGACAGUUUGACCACCCCAAUAUCAUCCACUUGGAAGGUGUAGUCACUAAAUGUAAACCGGUAAUGAUCAUAACCGAGUACAUGGAGAAUGGCUCCUUGGAUGCCUUCCUCAGGAAGAAUGAUGGCAGAUUUACAGUAAUCCAGCUGGUGGGGAUGCUUCGUGGCAUUGGCUCGGGGAUGAAGUACCUGUCUGACAUGAGCUACGUGCACCGGGACCUCGCGGCGCGAAACAUCCUGGUCAACAGCAACCUGGUCUGCAAGGUGUCCGACUUCGGCAUGUCCCGCGUCCUGGAAGACGAUCCCGAAGCAGCUUACACCACGCGGGGCGGCAAGAUCCCCAUCCGGUGGACGGCUCCGGAGGCCAUCGCCUACCGCAAGUUCACGUCGGCCAGCGACGUGUGGAGCUACGGCAUCGUCAUGUGGGAAGUGAUGUCCUACGGGGAGAGGCCCUACUGGGACAUGUCCAACCAAGACGUGAUCAAGGCCAUCGAGGAAGGGUAUCGCCUGCCGCCCCCGAUGGACUGCCCCAUUGCUCUCCACCAGCUGAUGCUGGAUUGCUGGCAGAAGGAGCGCAGCGACAGGCCGAAAUUUGGGCAGAUCGUCAACAUGCUGGACAAGCUCAUCCGCAACCCCAACAGCCUGAAGAGGACGGGCAGCGAGAGCUCCAGGCCCAGCACAGCCCUGCUGGAUCCCAGCUCCCCCGAGUUCUCGGCGGUGGUUUCUGUCGGAGAUUGGCUCCAAGCCAUUAAGAUGGAGCGGUACAAGGAUAACUUCACAGCUGCUGGCUAUACCACCCUCGAGGCCGUGGUGCACAUGAACCAGGAGGACCUGGCCAGGAUCGGCGUCACCGCCGGCGCCCACCAGAACAAGCUGCUCGGCAGCGUCCAGGCCAUGCGCACGCAGAUGCAACAGAUGCACGGCAGGAUGGUCCCCGUCUGAGCCAGUACUGACUCAACUCAGAACUCUUGAAAUUAGUUUACCUCAUCCAUGCACUUUAAUUGAAGAACUGCACUUUUUUUACUUCGUCGUCUCCUCGCCCGUCGAAAUAAAGAUCUGCAGCAUUGCUUGGUGUACAGAGUGCGGAACGUGAGCGUGUGUGUCGGGAGGGGCCUCCAGAAAUGACAAACUGUCAUUUUAAACCAGACCUGGAACAAAUUGUUUCUUGGAACAUACUCCUCUGUUGAUCAACGAUAUGUAAAAUACAUGUAUCUAUAUAAAUAUAAAGUCACAUUUGAGUUUUGAUGCUAUGUUUGCUGCCAGAUACUGUGCUUAA